Protopolystoma xenopodis is the source of this 303-nucleotide messenger RNA. The record is from the annotation of a GenBank genome assembly. NCBI's taxonomy places the organism in Eukaryota, Metazoa, Platyhelminthes, Monogenea, Polystomatidea, Polystomatidae.
AUGCCCAUUCUGGCUUGGUUCUUUCAAGCGUUGCGCUUCUUCGACGAUCCUGUCAAACCUGUUCGUCUGUCACUUGGGCUCAAGCCCUCGUUCGGUUCAGCUACAGACCGGUCCCACUUCCAUCAUGUGAUUUGCAUCGCGCGUCAAACAGACCCUGUCUGCAAGUGGCCUGUCUACUCGAGCUCACAGGUUGACCAGUCCAGGCGUCGGACCAGUGUUUGUACGUCCAAGAGGUCACCAGAGCUGCCAUGCCGACAAGGCGGAUUGAGGCUCGGCUCUGUUCUAAAAUCCCUCUUCAUUUGA